AUGACGGUCUUUGUGAACAUUAUUCCGGUAGUGAACAAGAAUGCUCGGACGUUGAACGGUGUUUUCGCGACGUCCGGGUUCGGUUCAAGCUUGGAGUUGUUCAUACUUAUUUUCGUGGCUUUGGUUAGCGAUGGUAGACUAGGGUCAUGUUCUCGUUCGGGGACGGGGGCGAGGGUUAGGAGGGGUAAGUGCGUUAAAGGAGCCUCUAGGUUGAGAGUAGGGUCUUGGAACAUUGGGACGUUAACGGGGAAGUCCAUAGAACUAGUUAAGAUUCUUAAGAAGAGGAAAAUUAAUAUAGCUUGUGUCCAAGAGACUAAAUGGGUAGGUCCUAAAGCUAAGGAGGUAGACGGGUAUAAGCUUUGGUUCUCUGGUAGGUCGAAGUAUAGGAAUGGGGUAGGCAUUUUAGUAGAUAGUGAAUUAAGGGAUCAGGUGGUAGAGGUUAGGAGAGUCACUGAUAGGAUGAUGUCGAUUAAGGUGGUCGUUGAAGGGCUUACUUUGAACAUUGUUAGUGCAUAUGCGCCACAAGCGGGCUCAGGCGAGGAGGAGAAGAGGCGCUUUUGGGAGGAUUUGGACGAGUUAGUGGGAGGCAUACCGCCUACUGAGAAGCUAUUCGUGGGAGGUGAUUUCAAUUGGCACAUCGGGCCUAUUUCGGAGGUUAUGAUGAUGUGCAUGGAGGCUUUGGCUUCGGGGACGGGAAUGGAGGAGGAGCCUCACUUUUUGGAUUUUGCAAGAGCUUUUGGGUUGGUGAUAGCCAAUUCGAGUUUCCCGAAGAAGGAGGGCACUUGGUAA
Messenger RNA from Lycium ferocissimum, 789 nucleotides. RefSeq lists its product as uncharacterized. Gene Ontology annotation, biological process: chromatin remodeling. The record is from RefSeq and is a predicted model, not a curated record. Gene Ontology annotation, cellular component: nucleus. The transcript is spliced from 3 exons. Bases 1 to 789 code for a protein of 262 amino acids. Lineage: Eukaryota; Viridiplantae; Streptophyta; Magnoliopsida; Solanales; Solanaceae.